UUUCCGAGCUCCAGUUCGAACCCUUUUUAGAAUUUUUGUUUCCUCCUCUGGUUAAAGGUGUUGAUUCCGAUUCCUCCUCAUCUUGUUAGGUUGGUGGUGGUGCGGUGUGGGUUAUGGAUGGCGAACGUUUUUGGUCUUGAAGCAAUUCGUCCUUCCCAUUUUGGUUUGGUGCGGCCGAUCGAUCUGAUCUGAGAACUGCGGAAGUGGUUUGAAGAUCUAGCUGAACUGCAGCAGAGAACGCUCGGGAAUUUGGUUGUAGGGUUUGGCAAAAUGGACGCUAGAGAGCCUCCGAGAUUGAGCUCGUCGCAGCCUCCCGGUGUAGUGGAGGGUCCCGGCUCCUACGGAGCUGGACUGCCGAACAAUCCGAUGGUGGCGCAUAAUUCAGCUGGAGUGAUGGAGGGCAUGCGGCUUUCUUUUAACCCCAUGACUUCACCUGCGUCGAAGCCGGUGGACUUGACCGGUUCUUUGUACCAAGGAGAUGGUUUCUCUGGAAUCAGGCAAGGUGGUCUAUUUAACAUGGGUGAGUCGGUGAAGAAGAAGAGAGGAAGGCCAAGAAAGUAUGGACCAGAUGCUGGCAUGGGUUUGGCCUUAACUCCACCAUCUUCAGCUUCGGGAUACUCUAAUAGUUCAGCCUCUGAUCCAGCAGCUAAGCGUCGAGGCCGCCCUCCCGGUUCAGGGAAGAAGCAGCAACUGGAAGCGUUGGGUGCCCCAGGGAUUGGCUUUACUCCUCAUAUUAUCACUGUUAAAAUUGGAGAGGAUAUUGCUUCAAAAAUCAUGGCCUUUUCGCAACAAGGACGUCGGACAGUCUGUAUUCUGUCAGCAAAUGGUGCUGUCUCUGAUGUAACACUUCGGCAGCCAGCAAUAUCUGGUGGAACAGUAACUUAUGAGGGACGGUUUGAGAUCAUCUCUUUAUCAGGUUCUUUCCUGCUCACAGAAGAUGGUAGCACUCGUAGUAGAAGUGGUGGCUUGAGCAUCGCACUAGCAGGAUCUGAUGGCCGCAUUCUUGGUGGCGGGGUUGCUGGAAUGCUUGUGGCAGCGACACCUGUGCAGGUUGUGGUAGGAAGCUUCAUUGCGGAAGGGAAAAAGCCGAAGCCAGAGCCAUUGAGGUGGGAACCUUCAUCAGUUCCACCUCAGAUGACUGGGUUUGGAGCAGUGGUAACAGCCAGCCCGCCAUCCGAAGGGACAUCAAGUGAAUCUUGUGAGGACCCUGGCAGCCCCACAAAUCAGAGCGGUGGCACCUGCAACAACUCCAGUCAGCACGUUCAAUCUGCGUAUCCACCUGUCAGCUGGCCUCACCCAGCAAGUCUAAACAGGCACGAACCCGACAUGAAACUGAUGCCUAACUAACAGAGCUACCGUUUGAAAUAAGAAGAAAGCACCAGGAUUUGGAUCACUGUAAUUUUAGUUGCCUCUAAUUAUUACCGCACCUUUUAGAGUGGGCCUCCGACAGACAUUCCGAGGCAUCUAACAGACAGCCCUGUUGAAAACCUAGGCUCAUGUUCUUAGGUCACUCAUGUUGUUCCAAAUUAUUUGCUUGUUGACUUGUUUAGAAUCUCUAUUUCUGCCAGUAACGAAAUGUUUAUCUUCUUUUCUUGGA
Molecule: messenger RNA, 1597 nt
Organism: Musa acuminata AAA Group (dessert banana)
Lineage: Eukaryota; Viridiplantae; Streptophyta; Magnoliopsida; Zingiberales; Musaceae
Product: AT-hook motif nuclear-localized protein 10
Exons: 6
Coding region: 271-1347 (358 amino acids)
Molecular function (GO): minor groove of adenine-thymine-rich DNA binding
Source: RefSeq, a predicted model, not a curated record